UCCGGCGCAAAAUCCUGCGGGAGAGGGGGUGGGGCGACGGCUCUGGAGGCAGCGCGCCCGCGGGUUGCUUCGUUGUGGCUCGUCAGGCUCCCGUGGCGGCGGCGGCGUUUGCCUCGGUGUCUCCCGCGCGCACUCCAGCCGCCUCCUAGCGGCGCGGCGCCCUUUCCUACGAACCCAGUUCUCAUUGACAAAAAAUAUGAGAGAGUGAAAAACAUGGCUAUAUUAUUACUAGGGCAAAUUAAUGAGAACCUAAAAUGACGAAUGUGUGAUCUCAGUGGAAUAAAUGGCGUCCAAAGUCACAGAUGCUAUAGUGUGGUAUCAAAAGAAGAUUGGAGCAUAUGAUCAACAAAUAUGGGAAAAAUCUGUUGAACAAAGAGAAAUCAAGGGGUUAAGGAAUAAACCAAAGAAAACAGCACAUGUGAAACCAGAUCUCAUAGAUGUCGAUCUUGUAAGAGGGUCUGCAUUUGCUAAGGCAAAACCUGAAAGUCCAUGGACUUCUCUGACUAGAAAGGGAAUUGUUCGCGUUGUAUUUUUUCCCUUUUUCUUCCGGUGGUGGUUACAAGUAACAUCAAAAGUCAUCUUUUUCUGGCUUCUAGUCCUUUAUCUUCUUCAAGUUGCCGCAAUAGUACUAUUCUGUUCCGCUUCUAGCCCACAUAGCAUACCUCUGACGGAAGUGAUUGGGCCGAUAUGGCUGAUGCUGCUCCUGGGAACUGUGCACUGCCAGAUUGUUUCAACGAGAACACCUAAACCUCCGCUAAGUACAGGAGGUAAAAGGAGAAGGAAAUUAAGAAAAGCAGCCCAUUUGGAAGUACAUAGGGAAGGAGAUGGUUCUAGUACCACAGAUAACACACAGGAGGGAGCAGUUCAGAGCCACGGUACAAGCACCGCUUACAGCGUUGGCGCUGUCUUCAGAGAUCUCUGGCAUGCUGCUUUCUUUUUAUCAGGAUCAAAGAAAGCAAAGAAUUCAAUUGAUAAAUCAACUGAGACUGACAAUGGCUAUGUAUCCCUUGAUGGGAAAAAGACUGUUAAAAGCAGCGAAGAUGGAGUACAAAGCCAUGAACCUCAGUGUGAAACUCUUCGAGCAGAAGAGGCAACCUGGAACACAGGAGCACUGAGGAACAUUCCCAGCAAAGAUACCCAAAGGACAGUAACAAAUGUCUCUGACGAAGUCUCCAGUGAAGAAGGUCCAGAAACAGGAUACCCAUUGCGCCGUCAUGCAGACAGGACUUCUGAGAGCAUUCUUCGGAAUAGAAAGUCACACCAUUAUAAGAAACAUUACACUAAUGAGGAUGCCCCUAAAUCGGGUACUAGUUGCAGCUCUCGCUGUUCAAGUUCCAGACAGGAUUCUGAGAGCACAAGGCCAGAAUCUGAAACAGAAGAUGUAUUAUGGGAAGACUUGUUACAUUGUGCAGAAUGCCGAUCAUCUUGUACCAGUGAGACAGAUGUGGAAAAUCCUCAAAUUAAUCCAUGUGUGAAAAAAGAAUAUAGAGACGACCCUUUUCAUCAGAGUCAUUUGCCCUGGCUCCAUAGUUCCCACCCGGGAUUAGAAAAAAUAAGCGCUAUCGUAUGGGAAGGCAAUGACUGCAAGAAAGCAGACAUGUCUGUACUUGAAAUCAGUGGAAUGAUAAUGAACAGAGUAAACAGCCAUAUACCAGGAAUAGGAUACCAGAUUUUUGGAAAUGCAAUCUCUCUAAUCCUGGGUUUAACUCCAUUUGUUUUCCGACUCUCUCAAGCUACAGACUUGGAUCAACUCACAGCACAUUCUGCUUCAGAACUUUAUGUGAUUGCAUUUGGUUCUAAUGAAGAUGUCAUAGUUCUUUCUAUGGUUAUAAUAAGUUUUGUGGUUCGUGUGUCUCUUGUGUGGAUUUUCUUUUUUUUGCUCUGUGUAGCAGAAAGAACUUAUAAACAGCGAUUACUUUUUGCAAAACUCUUUGGACAUUUAACAUCGGCAAGGAGGGCUCGAAAAUCUGAGGUUCCCCAUUUCCGAUUGAAGAAAGUACAGAAUAUAAAAAUGUGGCUCUCUCUCCGGUCCUAUCUUAAGCGUCGAGGUCCUCAGCGAUCAGUUGAUGUCAUAGUUUCAUCUGCUUUCUUGUUAACUAUCUCAGUUGUAUUUAUCUGUUGUGCCCAGUUGCUUCAUGUACAUGAGAUCUUCCUUGAUUGUCACUACAAUUGGGAACUGGUAAUCUGGUGCAUCUCGUUAACACUUUUUCUCCUAAGAUUUGUUACCCUUGGAUCAGAAACAAGUAAAAAAUAUAGCAAUACCUCAAUUUUACUUACUGAACAGAUAAACCUCUACUUGAAAAUGGAGAAGAAACCUAACAAAAAGGAGGAACUGACACUAGUGAAUAAUGUUUUAAAACUGGCUACUAAACUGCUAAAGGAAUUGGACAGUCCCUUUAGAUUAUAUGGGCUUACAAUGAAUCCACUGCUUUAUAACAUCACCCAGGUUGUCAUCCUGUCAGCUGUUUCUGGUGUUAUCAGUGACUUACUUGGAUUUAAUUUAAAGCUUUGGAAGAUUAAAUCAUGACAAUUCAGAGAAAAGAAGAUGUAGCCUCUUUUCCAGAAUAAGAGUACCAACUAAGCUGCCUGAAAGCAGUCACUGACUCUUUGCUUCAGGAGUCUCAGCUGGGAAAUUGAAGUGUUUACAUCAGACUGUCCUGUGCAAUUCUUAUAUUUAUUUCACUUGUUCACUGUUUUGUACAUUUAUUUUAGUCUUUAUAUUUUAUUUUUAGCUUUGAUGUACUUACUUGUUGAAAGGGUGAUAAAACUGAUAUCCAGAUACUUGAGAUCCUGGUAAUUGCUCAUAAAUAAUGACAAAAUAACAAAUUGUGAGAAGAGAAGCCAUUGCUAAGCACUGUUUCUCUGUCAAUGCCGUGACUUGCCUUACUUGAGGAAAACUUCUUUAACUUUAUAACCUAGCAUUGGACUCAACUAAACACAUAAAGCAUUUUCUUCAGUAAAUCAAGAUCCAGUCAGGGUUUCUUUUGAAUUCUUUCGGAACAAUGCCAGGAUCUAAAUUGAUUAAGCUGCAGUUUAAGCACCCUUCAGUAUUAAUAUAUAUGGUAUUACACAACAGGUCAACAAGUGCUCUUUGAUGAUAAAACUCUUAAUAGAGCAAUAAUUGUAAAUGGUUACCAUACUGUAAGAUAUUUUGAUAAAAAUUAACUAGUAAUAAUUGUAUUUAUUUGAAACACUGGGCUGUUUGCACAGCUCCAACUGUGCAUGCUCAAAAUGUGCACUUUUUAAAAUUGUUACUUUUAAUGUGUAUCUUUAUAUGGGAUAUGUUAUAGUGUACUGGGGCAUGAUAUGGUAUCCUUUUGAGUGAGGUAUAUGCUCAUCUCACAAGUGAAGUGCCUAUUGAUAUUACUAAAGUACAUUAUGUUUACUCAAGUAAAAUAAUUUUCUCCCUAUGGUACACUAUAGUGUAUACUAUUCAUACCACACUCAAAUGAACAACUUAAGAAUAAGGUUAAGAACCAGUUAAAUAUUCUUCUGAUUGUUAGUUGUAAAACUAUAUCUGAAUUUUCAGGAAAAAUAGCUAUAGCUUGCAAAUUCUACCUUCUAAACUUAGUCUGGUACAUCUACCCCCUCAACCCCCAAUUAUAUAAGGGCUAUUUUAGAUGCUUUUAACCUAGAAAGUUAACCCCCUCCCCCCUAAAUAAUUUGCCAAGUUUCCAAAUGAGAACUUAUCCUGUUGGCAUGUUAGGUAAAUAGGGCGAAUAUGAUGGUAUCUUACAUUGGGCCUUGAUUUUAAGUUGUUAUGUUUGUACAAUCAAGAAAUUUUAGGAGUUAUGUGAAACAUGAAAUGUUUUAGCAAACUUUUUUUUUAAAACUGGGUAUCUAGUUUCUAAAACAAAGAAUUUAUUUGAGACAGUCUAGAAUUUUCUUGGUGCAAGGUGUAUCAUGUUGAAUAUCCUCACAUUUUUUACCAUGUUUUUGGGAAUUUAAAAUAAUUAAUUGUAAAUUAUUUAUUUGAUUGGUGCAGUUCUAAUCCCCAAAUCAUCUUAAGAUCAGGAAUGUGUAGAGAACAGAGCCAUAUCGUAAUAUCACUUUGCUCUCACCGUUCCUUUUGAUCAGCCUCAAUUCAGCCAUAUUUUCUUUCUGUAGAAAACAACAAAAGUAUUUUAUUUUAUUUGCCUGUGUUCUAAUAUGUUUAAUAAUGACCAAAGUGCAUUCUGAGUUUUUUCAAGGAAUGUAUUACUGGAGCUUUAAGAACAUACUUAUUUUCUCCUGUGAAAAAUUAGGCUUUUUCUGAUAUGUUUCUUCUUCCUCUAUUGUCUAAUGUUGAGGUUAUUUCUAGGAAUUAUAUUUUAUAAACUUUUUCAAAAUAAGGUACAUACCUAUACAGAACUUAACAUUUUGCACAGAAUAUAUCGAAUAUAUUUUGAAAAAAAAAGUACAGCAUGAGUUCUGUUAGGAAUAAAAAUGAAACUAUUGUAUCUCACAGAAAAACUUAUUUCAGAAUGGAAAUAUUUUUGAGAAAAGUAGCUGAGUAAACUGAUUUAGGAAGAUGCUUGUUUUUGAUUGAAGUUCAUUUUAACUUAGAGUUGGGAGUUGAUUUAUUGAGUACAGUGUACCUCUCAACAAUGUAUUAAUAUGUUGAAUUAUGUCACUAAUGUGGGCAGCAGUAGAAUACUGAAAGGAAAAAGUUGUCAUUUUAAGUAAUUUCGGAACAUUAAUGGAACUGUUUUCAAAGCAGAAAAAUUGACAUUGCUGCCUUUAAGAAUACAAUGAAUGUAAGAAAUUGAAAGAAAUUGUAACAUAUCACAUAAUAUAGAAGAGGCAGUUCGAAGAUAGAAUUGUGGCAGAUGUUGUGUGUUAACUGUUUUUUCUUUGCCACACAUGUCGUAUUUGAAAGUUUGAACAGCAAGUUUAAAAUAAAACAUUCUAUGACUGACA
Delphinapterus leucas (beluga whale) is the source of this 4899-nucleotide messenger RNA. NCBI's taxonomy places the organism in Eukaryota, Metazoa, Chordata, Mammalia, Artiodactyla, Monodontidae. The record is from RefSeq and is a predicted model, not a curated record.